GUGCACAAAAGUGUGUGUGUUUGUGUGUGUUCAGGUGUGAGCCUCGGCCUUGGGGUUGGACUUAGAAAGACGUCAGACCUCGGAUAGUGUGGGAGGCAAAGUGUUGGUCAGAGUUGUUCAGGGGGACCCUGGCUGCUGACCAUGGGGCCAAGGCACUGAGGGGCCCCAGGAAAAAACAUUAAAAACACAAAGAGCAGGGGGAUACGCAGGAAGAAAAAAUCUAAAAAAAAACCCAAAACAAAACAAAAACAAUAGGACGGCAUCACGAUGGUAGCGGAGGAAGUGUUGAUUACAUUGUCUGGUGGAGCGCCGUGGGGUUUCCGUCUACAGGGUGGCGUGGAACAUCAUAGACCACUCCAGGUGGCGAAGGUACGUAAACGCAGCAAGGCCUGUAGAGCAGGACUAAGGGAAGCGGAUGAGCUGGUGUCCAUCAAUGAACAGCCAUGUGAAUCGCUAUCCCAUGCACAGGCAAUGAACCUCAUAGACAGCUCUCCAGGAAUACUACACAUCCGCAUCAAAAGAGCACCUGCCGGAUUUCAGUCAGUGGUGCUAGUCACCCGCGCCCCGUCCCCUCGCAUCGACAAGGAGUACCGUGCUUCCCUGCAGUCCCUGUCACCCACCGACCUCCACCACCAAGCGCCCAUUCGUGAGGUCCACCGAAGCCGCUCUUCCCUAACCAGCGGACUGACAUCGCCGCCUGGUAGCGAGGCUUACUACGGAGAGACUGAUAGUGACGCAGAUGUGGCGGGUUACGAAAGGCAACGCAGACCAAAACGACGAAGCCCCAGCAACUCAAACACGGCAAAACCAACAGGAAGGACCUCUCCCGAGGGUGGGGAGACGUCAGAGAUGAGCGGCUAUGACAGCGCUCCAGAUGCACAUGCAUACUCAAAUUUGUCAGAUGGACGUGGGGGAGGCGGAGACGGGUGUCUGCCGGGGGUGGCACGAAGGGAAGUGAUCUACCAGCCACCUGGUCCAGGAAUGUGGUCCUCCCAGACGUCAACUGAGACUUCUUCCAUCAUCUCAUCAACAGACGACCAAGGGCCACGCGACGGAGAGCAGGAGGAGGACUUUCUAGAGAUUGCUAAUGUGCCACUGGUUUCCCCUGAGAGGGCAAAAGAGGCAAUGAUGCUGGGAUCUCGCAGUCAGCUUGUGCCCAUGGUGGGUCCUGUGAAUAACCCUGUUGAUGAGGAACUUACGACAACCUACAUGGAGAAGGCUAAGCAAGCAAAGCUCAACCGAGGAGAUAAUCCACAGGACAGGCAUGUAAAGGAAGCCAGAAGUAAAUGUAGAACAAUUGCAUCUCUUCUGACGGAUGCCCCCAACCCUCACUCCAAAGGGGUGCUGAUGUUCAAGAAAAGGCGACAGCGCUCCAAGAAGUAUACCCUCACGAGCUUUGGCAGUGUGGAUGAGGAUCAGUGUCAGGACUCACAAGAAGACGAUGGAGUUUUACCUGGCAGUGAAUCAGAAUUCGAUGAAGAGGGCUUUUCGGCAGUUCCUGACCCGACAUGGGAUAGUGACUACUUGAAUAUGCUAGAGAAGAGAGCAACUGCAGGCGUCGAGGGCCGUGGGGAUGGGGAAGAGGAUGCUCAAAGUCCAGGUUUGAAUGACACUGCAGGGAAGGGUGCCCAGCUGUUUGAACAGCAAAGAAAAAGGGCUGCUGAGCAUGCAAAGAAGGUGGAAGCGACCCAGUCUCAGGCCACCCAACAGUCUAUUAUGGAGCAAGCUCAGGUGUUCCAUCCAGACAUGCAAAUACAGAUGCAGCCAAAUCUCCAUCAAGAGGUAUCCCAGACCACAGAUCAGAUUUCUGUUGCAACGUACAGCAUGCCAAAUGGAGACCUAUCCCAGGCAGCAGGUAGAACAGCCAGCAUGAUGACCUCGUCUCUACCUGUGGAUAUGAUCACUGCCAAUAUACCACCAAUGGAGAUGUCCAUACCAGAAGUACCUGCCGGUAAUGUUCUCAAUAGGACUGCCCGUCCUUUCACACCUGGCUUCAUAGCUAUUCGGGCUGCAACUGCUCCGGUGGCAUUCAAACCACCUGCCCCGAAGACAAACCAGCGAGCUACCUCUACAGCUGCUGUGCCACCACGAUUUUCCACCCUUAAUGCUACGUCAGUAAUGUUACAGUUAGCUCCUGGUCCUCCUGUCCCUGCUAAACCUUCUGGUCCUGUAAUGGAUACAGCAGAGGCUCGUGUUAUUCUAAACUCUCCAGCUUUUACUUCUUCUGUAGAGGCAACACAACCAGCUCAUCAGACAACGGUGGCUUAUCCAGUUCAGUAUGUAACCGCACCUCCAAUGCCUAUACCGUCAAUGCCCCCAGCUCCACCACAACCAAUGCUUUCAGCUCCAAUUCCUCCGAUGUCUCAAAUUCCCAAUCCAAUUCCUACUGUUCAACUGGUUCCUCCUGUUGUACCAGUUACUUCUCAACCACCACCUCAAAUUUCCAUGACACCCGUACUUCCAGUGUCUAUACUCUCUGAGUCUGAAGCUGUUGCACCAACCUCUGUUCCUGGUCCAGGAGGUCGUACUGGAAUCUUACUUGAGGCUCGACGACGUGGAGGCAAACCAAAACCUAUGUUCACUCUGCCAGAAGUCAAGAAAAACUCACCAAAUCCUGACCUGUUGUCCAUGGUGCAGAAUCUUGAUGACAGAACCACCCAGCACAAAUAUACCCAACCAUUCUCAGAAGCUUUCUAUGAUGGUUUGCAGGAAGGAAGCAGUGCUGAGAUGGCUGCAGGGAGGAUGCCUCCCCCAGUAGCACCUAAACCUCGAGUUACACAGGAGGCCCCACAGAUUAUCCAAGCAGGUGGGAAGGGAGCUCAGCUCUUUGCUCGUAGACAGAACCGAAUGGGUAUGUAUGUUGUGGAUACCCCCCCAGAAACCACCUACCAACAGGAAAUGGCCUUGCAUAGUUCCACCCAACACCUUGACUAUUCCUCCAACCCCUCAAUACCUUCUCAAUGGAAAUAUUCCCCCAAUGUUCGUGCCCCUCCGCCCAUUGGGUAUAACCCACUCUUGGCCCCCUCUAUUCCAACGGGGCCACAGAGGAACAUGGGCAAGCCAAGCACUAGAGGGAAAGAAGGUACCCAACGAGAGGGCAUAAAAGCUUUGGAUUUUAUGAGAAGGCAGCCCUAUCAACUUAACUCUGCCAUGUUCAACUACAGUGGAAGUGCUGGUAAUCUAUCAGCUGGUCCAUCUUUCCAGGAUCAGAGGCACGGCCACCAUACAACAAUGGUGGGCAGCUCACUAACAUCACCUAAGCAAAUACCUGUAAAAACAGCUCGUACCUAUGAGAUAAAGCGAUUCUCAACACCGACACCUAUGUCUGCUCCAUCUCUGGUUCCCAAAGUCCUAGCACCCCGCUCAGCCACUACCCUCGGAGAGCGUAUAAAUCACUCUGACGUGACCACUCCACCUCCUGGUCCGACGCCAGACACCAACUUAGCACAAGCCCCCUUCAGGGACCACGUCCCACCCACAGUUUCACUUUCCAGCCAAAUGGCUGGGUUGCCCAGCCUUCCAAAAUUAUCUGCUAUGCCUCCCCUGAACCCCGGGCCUGGAGCACCGACACCUUACAGUCCAGUUUCCUAUAACGCUGGACUCCAGGCAGCCAAGCAGUUUCAGAGUGCUCCUGAGCUCAGCAUCCUUUCCUCGUUGCCUCCUCUAAAGGCCAACGCGGUUCAGGCACCCAAACCGCGUUUUGUUGCUACCAAAGGAGGUGUGCAGGCUCGUGUGUGGAGACCCGGGGCGAUUUAAACAGGACAUAAACCACUACUGCACCUGGA
Molecule: messenger RNA, 3785 nt
Organism: Doryrhamphus excisus (bluestripe pipefish)
Lineage: Eukaryota; Metazoa; Chordata; Actinopteri; Syngnathiformes; Syngnathidae
Gene: synpo2la
Product: synaptopodin 2-like a
Biological process (GO): positive regulation of actin filament bundle assembly
Cellular component (GO): Z disc; actin cytoskeleton; nucleus
Molecular function (GO): actin binding
Source: RefSeq, a predicted model, not a curated record